Adineta ricciae is the source of this 705-nucleotide messenger RNA. Lineage: Eukaryota; Metazoa; Rotifera; Eurotatoria; Adinetida; Adinetidae. The record is from the annotation of a GenBank genome assembly.
CACUACUCGUCCAGGUCAGAUAAAGAAGGGAGCAGAAUGGAGACAAAAAUUUCUAUCCGCUCACCGACAUAGAUCACAAUUGGCCACCCAACAAUUAUAUGACGCAAUUGAAGAACGGAUACAAACGUUGCGAACACGUUUGAACGCCAUGCUUCAAAACAAAUUGAAGUCUUUUUUCGACAUGGCUCCGACGACACCCAACGAAUAAAGAAACAACAUCAAUCUUGUAUUCGUCGUCGUCGGAGCUUUGCUUUUAUUUAUACAAAAAUCACUGCUUCAUCGCCAUUUGUCGAAGUUCAAUUGAAUUUAACACCGCCUCAGAUGCUUAUGUUUACGAAAGGCCUUCAAUAUGUCAUACCAUGUCAGAGUCGAUUUCUACGUCGAACAAAUGAACAAAUUAUUCAGAAACAAUAUGAAAUGUUGUUCGAUACUGUUACCAAUUGUCUACAAGAUAGUUGUAUGUCUGCUUCGAAUAAACAUGCACAAGAAGCUUUUUCUGAAUUGAAAACGAUUGUUCAUGAAUUACAUGUCAAAAAAUUAUCUGGCCAUUUAAAUAUUCGUGCACGAUACGAACAUGCUUUAGUGAAAAAUAUUCGACGUUUAAUUGAUAAACAACCUCACGCCAUUGUGCGUCGCACAGAUAAAAGUAAAGUCUUCUACAUCGGAAAACGGACGAUUUUCUACACAAAACAGCAGCAUAUAUGA